Monoraphidium neglectum is the source of this 2730-nucleotide messenger RNA. RefSeq lists its product as hypothetical. Lineage: Eukaryota; Viridiplantae; Chlorophyta; Chlorophyceae; Sphaeropleales; Selenastraceae. The annotation marks the transcript as partial. The record is from RefSeq and is a predicted model, not a curated record. The transcript has 14 exons. Gene Ontology annotation, biological process: monoatomic ion transport.
AUGUCCUGCCAGAAGCUGCCGGCGGCGACAGUGGUGGUGGUGGUGGUGGUGGUGAUGGUGGCGGCGGCGGCGGCGGGGGCGGCGGCGGCGGCGGCGGCGGCGGCGGCGGCGAUGGUGUUGGUGGUGGUGGUGGUGCUGCUGGUGCUGCUGAUGGUGCUGGUGCUGGUGCUGGUGCUGGUGGUGGAGGUGACGCGGGGGGCGGCAGCGCAGGGCCCCGCCGCCGCCGGCGCGCGGCUUGCCGCCCGCGCGAGGGCCCUGGCGCUGCGGCUUUGGGAGGCGUCGCUCCGCUGCCACAACUCCCUGCUGUACCGCUACUACAACUCGCGCUCCCCGGCCACCGACCUGCGGCUGUUUGCGUUCGCGUACGCGGGCGUCAUGCUGUUGCUUGCGGCGGCGCAGCACUACGCCCUGGACGACCCAGGGAUCGCACGGUACAACUUUGGAGAAGACUUCCCCGGCGACGGGGCGCCGCCGUUUGCGCGCCUGGUGGCCGUGCUCACCGCGCUCACCGGGCUCCUGGGCUUUGCAUUGAUACUGGCCCUGGUAGAGCAGGUGGUUCUCGAAGGCCUGGACACCAACGUCAAGCGGGGCCGCGGCGUGGUGGAGCACGGCCACAUCCUGAUCCUGAGUUGGUGCACCAGCCAGCGCGACCUGGAGGUGGUGCGCAAGGUGCUGGCGCAGGCCUGCCUCGCCUUCCGGCCAGAGGGCGGCACCACGGUUGUUGUCAUGAGCCAGCGCUCCAAGCUGGAGAUGGAGUCCCUGGCGGCCCGCGACAUCCCCCCCUCCGCCCGCCAUGGCACCAAGAUCGUAUUCCGCCAGGGCAGCCCCCUCGUCCCCGGGGACCUGGCCCUGGUGUCGGCCCACACGGCGCGCGCGACGCUCAUCAUCAGCGACCAGAGCCGCAGCGCGGCCGAGGCGGACGCGCAGUCGGUCAGGGCGGCCAUCCUGGUUGAUGAGCUCGACGACGCAUACCUCUACAACCGUGCCUCCGGUGAUAGCAGCUUUUCCCACCUUCACAUCCCCGGCGGCGGCGCCACCGCCGCCGCCGAGACUCUGGCCAGCAACGGCGGCGCGCACGGCACCAGCCACCUCGCCACUCUCGGGUCCGUUGUCGCGAGCGUCGCGGCGUCCCCUGCGUCGGGAAACAGCGGUGCGGGGAGCUACGACGGCGGCAGCAGCAGGAGCAGCAGUGGCGGCGGCGGCGGGAGCAGCGGAAGCAGCUGCAGCGGCGGAAGCACGGGUGGCCUUGACACGACGGAGGCGACGCUGGACGAUGUCGGCUCAGGGGCAAGCCAGGCAAUGUGGCGGAAGCACAGCAAUGAGGGAGACCGGAUGGCUCACGAGCUGCGGGAAUCGCUGAUGCAGGAGCAGCGGGAGCAGGAGCAGGAGGAGGACCGCGAGCAGGAGCGGGAGCGGCCAGAGGAGGACGACGGGGCGCCAGGAGUGGGGACAGGGGCGCGCGCGGCGUGCGCGUGGGCGGCGGGGCUGGGGGGCUGCGGCGAGCAGGAGCGUCACAUUGUGGUUGAGAUCAAGACGGCCAACGCGCUGCCGCUGGUGAAGUAUGCGUGCUCUGACCGGGUGUCGGCGCUGCCAACGGGGCCGAUCAACGCGCAACGGAUGGCCCAGCUGGUGAAGCGUCCCUUUGCGUCGAUGGUGAGCCAGCAGCUGGUCAACUUUGGGUCGGCGAUGAGCGCCUACGCCCAGUUUGGGGACUGCGCGUUCCGCUUCCCGGACGGCAUCGUGCUGGGCGUGGUCAACCGGGACAUCGGCGGCCAGGCGCUCAUGGCGCCGCCCGUCGAGUACAUCGUGCAGCCAGGCGACAGCCUGGUCAUCUGCCGCCCCUCCACAGUCAGCUCCUCAGACUUCCGGCCCCUCAGGCGCGCCCCACCGCCAGAGCAGCUCCACGGCGCCGCGCUUGUCGCUGCCGCGUCUGCACUGAUGGGCACGCAGCCCCGAAACGUCGACCGUGGCGCCGCCGCUGACGUGGGCGUCGUCGUCUGCACCAACCCUUCCGGCGCCUGCGACGGCAAGGGCUGCGGCGCAGGCGGCGGGUGCCGGUUCGAGGGGGGCGACGCGGCCGACGUUGGCUGCGACGUCACCCUCAGCGACGAGUGCUGCGGCCCGCACGGCUGCACGGGCAGCUGCAAGAACUUUGCACGACGUGCAAAGUGGUCGCGGCAGAGGGCGACGGCGCUCGCGACGGAGCUGCAGCACCAUCACAAACACAAGCAGCAGCAAGGGCCGCAACAGCUGCAGCAGCAGCAACAGCAGCAGCAGGGGCAGCAGUACCGUCAUGGGGGGAGCAUGCACCUGCCACUCGCAGGGGAGGGUGAUGGACUGUUUGACCUUCAGGACGCCGCCCUGCUGGUGCCCACAGAGUACCUGGAGGUGGAUGACGAGCCAGAAGACGUCCUUGUGGCCGGCUGGGGGGCAGAGAAUGUGAUGGAGAACCUGCUGCGGGAGCUGGACAGUGGCUUCAGCGCCCUGCCCGAGGGCAGUUCCGUCACGUUUGUCAACGCCUUCCCGGCGGAGGACACCCUGGCGCGCGUGCUCAACCACGGGCCCGUUGAGAACAUACGGGACCCCGACCGCGAUGACUCCAACGGCCUGGCGCAAGUCGAUGGGCCCUCGGUGCUGCGCAUCGACAGCCUCAUCAUGACGGUGCAGCUCAACAUCCGCAAGCUGCUGGAGGAUAGCAGGCUGCCUCCGAUAAACGUCAUCUGCCAAAAG